Messenger RNA from Rhodofomes roseus, 575 nucleotides. RefSeq names its product 60S ribosomal protein L37. The coding region runs from base 75 to 353 and encodes 92 amino acids. The record is from RefSeq and is a predicted model, not a curated record. Gene Ontology annotation, molecular function: structural constituent of ribosome. The transcript is spliced from 6 exons. NCBI's taxonomy places the organism in Eukaryota, Fungi, Basidiomycota, Agaricomycetes, Polyporales, Fomitopsidaceae. Gene Ontology annotation, biological process: translation. Gene Ontology annotation, cellular component: ribosome.
CACACUUCCACACGCACCUCGGUAGUUGUGAAUUCCAAGCACGCUGGUCUCCUCAACGCAAGCCCCUCCUCAAGAUGACGAAACGAACCCGCAAGGUUGGCGUGACUGGAAAGUACGGUACCCGUUACGGUGCCUCCCUGCGUAAGCAGGUGAAAAAGAUGGAAAUCACGCAGCACGCCCGGUACACCUGCACGUUCUGCGGCAAGGACUCCGUGAAGCGCCAGGCAGUGGGUAUCUGGAAGUGCGGGUCAUGCAAGAAGGUGAUCGCGGGUGGGGCUUGGACGGUAUCGACAACAGCAGCUGCCACUGUCCGCAGCACUGUCCGCCGGUUGCGCGAGUUGACCGAGGCGUAGGGUCCUAUCUGUCGUUCUCGUAUUUUCAUGCUCUGUAUUUGCCUCCACGCACGCUGCAUAUGUACAUGCACUAUGAACCACUCGACUACACCAUGACCAGGGUGCAAUGCAAUGUACUCUUAAAAGCUCUUGCAGCGCGCCGAGGUCUCGAGCGGCAUGAGGAUGAAACAUCAACGGAAAUGUAUUACACUUGUUCAAUGACACACUGCACAUGCAUGCUAC